Molecule: messenger RNA, 654 nt
Organism: Cornus florida
Lineage: Eukaryota; Viridiplantae; Streptophyta; Magnoliopsida; Cornales; Cornaceae
Exons: 3
Coding region: 1-654 (217 amino acids)
Source: RefSeq, a predicted model, not a curated record
AUGACCCUUGGAUAUGCAGAGUUUACUACCAGUUUGACAGGAGCAGCACUAGAGUGGUUCAAGAAUAGACCGCAUAAGUCCAUCCCAGAUUACGUAACUCUAUGCACCAUGUUCUUGGCACAGUAUUGCAGAAAUAAGAAGCAAAAGAAGAGCAUUGCCAGCCUCUUCACCAUCACUCAGGUGACAGGUGGAGAAUAUGAUCGCCAGAGGUCUGAAGAUGAUCAAGAGUCCGAGGAGGUAUACAGAUCCAGACUGAGGGUAGCCCACAAGCUCAGGAGGAUAUCCUCGGUCAGUGCUAUCGCUUCGGGUAGCAUCAGUAUUGGAUUCGGAGAUGGCGACCUAUCCAGAGUUCAACUCCCCCACGAGGAUCCAUUGGUCAUCAAUCUUUUAGUGGCCAAUUGUAUGAUCCGGAGGGUUUUGAUAGAUCCAGGAAGUAGCGCCAACAUAGUCACAAAGACGAUCUUUGAGCAGCUAGAGAUCCCGUCAUCAUCUAUUCGACCUACCUCCAGCCCGUUGAUGGGGUUCAAUGGCACAAGAGUAGAUCGCCUUGGAGUAAUAGACUUGUCCGUAACCGCGGCGAAGAAGACUCAGAAGGAGAACUUUGUUUUAACAGAGAUCCAUCGUUCUUACAAUCUCAUCAUGGGAAGAAGCUGA